This is a messenger RNA of Notechis scutatus (mainland tiger snake), 2454 nucleotides long. RefSeq names its product annexin A9 (gene ANXA9). Gene Ontology annotation, molecular function: calcium-dependent phospholipid binding; calcium ion binding; phosphatidylserine binding. Gene Ontology annotation, cellular component: cytoplasm; nucleus; vesicle membrane. NCBI's taxonomy places the organism in Eukaryota, Metazoa, Chordata, Lepidosauria, Squamata, Elapidae. The record is from RefSeq and is a predicted model, not a curated record.
GUGGGGGGGGCGAUUUCAAGCAACCCUGAGACUCGGAGGAGCUCCAGGUGCGUUUCUCGAAAUCCUUGUCCAGCUUCUCCUUUCGAGAAAUUCAGCCGGUGUGUUUCUGCCUAAAACCGGGAUUUCUUUUCCCUCCUUUCCAGUUCCUCUUGAACACCCCUCUCCCCACUCCCCUUCCUCAAAUUCAGAACCCCUCGGCUGCUGCCCUGGGAGCAUUUCCUAGAGGGUAACUCCUCACCUGUAUUCCCCCCCCCCCCCCCCCUAUUUUAGCUUGAACCGGAAGCUCCUUGCAGGGGGUUUCUGCCCUUGGAAAUUCGCUUCUCUGCAGCAGCCAGAGAUUACUUGCUGGGGGGAGGGGGCUGCCUAAGUGGGGCUCCACCCACCCACCCACCCUCCAAGGCUUUUCCUUGGCAAGUGUGCAAGGAACUGGCUGGAGCAGCAACCCAUGGCGGAUGAAAUUUUGGAGCAGUUGCCGCUGGCAGAAAAGACGGCCACGUGGGGCACCCUGGGAACGAUUCGACCUCACCUGAAUUUUGAUGCCGCUAAAGAUGCCCAGACUUUCUUUGAGGCCAUCACUGGCGAAGAUUUUGACGCUUCCGGGAGCCCAGCUAACUCGAGGGGCAGGAGCAGAGUCUGCAAACUCUUGCUUUGGAGGCCUCGGCUGAAACUGGGGGGGCCGGGUCUCCCCAAAGGGGUUGACUGCGGAGUCCUCCUUGACCUGCUGACCAGCCGGAGCAGCGAGCACCGGCAGCAAAUUGCGGAAGCCUUCCUCGAAUUCACCCAACAGGGGCUGCUGAAAACUCUGGAGGCCGUCUUCCCCAGCCAGUUUCAGAUCAUUAUCAGGGCUUUGCUCUGUCCAGCGGCUCAGUACGAUGCCCUGGAGAUCCAGGCGGGAUUGCAGGGUCUGGAGGUGGAAACCCUGAUUGAAAUCAUCUCUACUCGAACGGCAAAACAGCUUCAAGACAUCCUGGCUUAUUAUAAACAGGAUUUCAAAUCAGACUUGGAAAAGGACAUCGCUUGUGGCACCACCGGUGGUUUUAGAGACCUUCUUCUCGCCCUCAUCAAGGGCCAGCGGGAACGCUAUUCGGGGAUGAUCGAUUACGUCUUGAUACGGCAAGAUUCAAAGGCCCUGGCUGAUGCAGCCACCGGUGGGGACGCUGGACACCUGGAGGGGAGCGAGUGGGUCCGGAUCCUGGCUCAACGCAGCCCCGAACAUUUGAGGAGAGUGUUCAGCUGGUACCAAGAGACGACCGGAAUCUCAGUUGAGGAAACCAUGGAGAAACAUUUCCGGGGAAACUUCCGGGAAGCAGGCUUAACGCUGGUUUCCCUCCUGAGAAACACACCGCUGUAUUUUGCCACCAAGCUCCACUCGGCCAUUAAGGAAGCAGGACGCGACCCCCGGACAGCCGUUCGAAUCAUGGUCUCCCGCAGCGAGACGGACCUCCUGAGCAUCCGCAUUGAGUUCAAGAGGCGCUACGGGAUCUCCCUCUACUCCUUCAUUAAGGCGGAAACCCCCGACGAACACCAGGCGGCUUUGCUUGGCUUGUGCAAGGCGGAAGAUCUGUGAGACACGCUGCCGGCUGCGAGGACCCUCCCCACCCAGAGGCAGUCUACCUUGGGGGGAAAAAAACCCUCCCGCUUUUCCCUUCCAGCGCAGCUGCCUGCCGAAGUCGCAAAGGAAGGCAGCUCCGGAAUUCAGCCUGACCGGUUAGACGGGUUGCCGUCUCUCCCCCAGCCCAAAUUCUUCUGAUGCUUUCCAGGGGGCUGGGAGGUGGGGGGGGCAUUUAGAGACCUGCAAGAUUUGUCAGGUAUUUGCAACAAAACUUGGGUCAAAGUUUAAAAAGUGGGGGAUAAUAAAUAAGUAGCAAAAAACCCUCCAGCAUCAGGAGCAAUCUACCUCUGAGUAGCUGCCGGGAAACGCUGAUGGGCCUCUCAUUGGCCAGUUUGGGAAAUCGGACUCUGGAGCAGAUGCAGCUUCAGUCUGAUGGCAUUUGGGGGGUUAGAUUUCUAGAAAAAGGUUUAAUUUGACAUCCCCACCUCAGCAGGUUCCGCUACCUCUUCCUUCAGCCCCAUUUUCUCCCAUCAAGGGACCGCAACCCAUCAGCCACAGCCCCACCCCAUAUGCCUGUGCAACCCCGCACAUCCUUCCUCUCCUCCCCCUGUCCAAAAUCCGGUCCUCCCCUCCUCCGGAACUGAAAUGUUGCUUGUAAAAAUAAAACAAACAACCAGAACCGUCUCUUUGGCUCCGAUUAUCCAGGGUUCAAAAAAACACUUCCCUCGCCUUCAGAAGGACUAGCUUUAUUCCAAUGUAAACAGAGGCAGGUUUCAUCGAUUAAUCGACUCAAAACGGAGGCUUAAGCGAUUUUAGAAGGUAGUCCGGUCUUAGCCCUCAAAAACCAGGAAAAAGGGAGAGAGAGAGAGAGAGAAAGACAGAAAAAAAGAAAGAGAGAGAGA